CCCAUUUUGUAAACUCUAAAUUUGGCUGAGACCCCCCUGACACAGAGCUCUGACCCCACAGAGCUGCCAUGACCAUGUGGGGCACCAUCAUGUCCUCGAGCAGGACUGCGGAGCCGGCGCUGCAGAUCCUCCUCCAUGUGCUGAGCGCCUGGCCAGUGGACAGCGUGUACACCUCCGAUGGGGACAGCACAGGAGUCUUUGCCCUGGCUGCAACCAUGACACUGUGGAGGGUCUUCAAUCUGACCUGGUGCCCCCCUGUAGUGCUGGAGUAUUUCCCCAGUCUCUUUCUGCGUCUGCUCUUCCAAGCUUACAUCAGCACGCUGGAUAUUUCAGAAGAGGUUGAUACCUUCUGGAAGGCGCUCUGGCAACUCUUUGACAAUGACAACAGCCUUGUGCAGCUGCUCUCCGUUCGCCUCUUCCAAGAGCUGAUGAAGCUGGUGGUGGCCAAGGGAAAAAAGCCCCUGAAGAAGCGUGUGAGCAAGAGCCUGCUCCCACUCUUCUUCAACUGCCAUGAUGAGAACCAGCGUGUGGCACAGGCCUCUCGGGAAACGCUGCUUUCUGCAGUCAAGUUCCUGAAGAGAAGGGAUCUUCAGCACCUGGUGAAGACGGAUCAGAUGUGGAGCUUUGCCGAGUGCUUGCUGGCAGAGGACAGGAGCCGAGCGGCCGAGCACCUGCGCCUGGCGCUGCCCUACCUGCAGAGCCCGCAGGAGCCCCUGCGAGAGGCGGCCGUCAGGUUCAUCGGGCUCGCCGGGCGCUACCUGAGAGGGAAGCAGCAAGAGUUCUGGAUCAUCUGCAGGGCCCUUCAGGACAUGAUGGAUGACAUCAGCCCUGCCAUCUCAUGCCUGGCACUUCAAACUCUGUACAUCAAUUUAGCUGUACAGAGCAUUCCCUCCUCCCGCCCCCGGGAUAUGCACGAUCAACUCCGCCGGCUCUGGAGGUCAUGGCCUUUCCUGCGUCGCUGUGGCUGGCUGUCCUGCUGCAGCGCUGUGGAGAACUGAUCCGCGAGGCUGCGUCUGCUGGGGCCACCCGAGCCUGCGGGGAACAACUCCCCUCUGCAAGCGCUUCCUUUCACCCCGCUGUAGGAUUAAUAAAUGGCUGUUGUCAUA
Vidua chalybeata is the source of this 1106-nucleotide messenger RNA. RefSeq lists its product as uncharacterized. The transcript is spliced from 7 exons. Bases 69 to 998 code for a protein of 309 amino acids. Gene Ontology annotation, cellular component: cytoplasm. The record is from RefSeq and is a predicted model, not a curated record. NCBI's taxonomy places the organism in Eukaryota, Metazoa, Chordata, Aves, Passeriformes, Viduidae.